Messenger RNA from Anopheles maculipalpis, 2215 nucleotides. RefSeq names its product protein asunder (gene asun). Gene Ontology annotation, cellular component: integrator complex. NCBI's taxonomy places the organism in Eukaryota, Metazoa, Arthropoda, Insecta, Diptera, Culicidae. The record is from RefSeq and is a predicted model, not a curated record. The transcript has a single exon. The coding region runs from base 71 to 2215 and encodes 714 amino acids. Gene Ontology annotation, biological process: regulation of mitotic cell cycle; centrosome localization.
CAAACACAAAGCUCACUCGCUGCCGGUUGGUACAAUUUCACUAAAAUUCGCCUUUUUUUAGGUUUCCGCGAUGAACGAAAUCAACCACAAAACCGUCUUUGUGCUCGAUCACACGCCCUACUUCGGCAUAUCGUGCGAAAGUCCGAUCGAUUGCGAUUUUAUCAAGAGCAAAAUACCGGUACCCCCGAUCAGCAAGAGCCUGUGGACGUGUGCGGUAGAAGCUUCGGUAGAGUAUUGCCGCAUAGCGUACGAUCUAUUUCCCGUCGGCAAAUUGAUACGGUUCGUAGUGAGUGAUACGGCGGCACAUAUCGUGAACACAUGGAACACGGGCACGCAAACGCUGACGCACAUACUGAACGCGAUGACGAUGGUUGGUGUGCCACCGCGCCAAACGCAAGCCUCGGACUAUUCGGUGAUACAUGGGUUGCGGGCCGCUAUCGAGGCACUGGCGGAACCGACCGAAUUUCAGAAGGAACAAAUACUUGCCCAUUCGAAGAACGACAGCUUUAAGCUCGUCAAUCGUGGACGGGUGAUUUGUAUCACCUCUGCCCGGGACGAUGCCAGCAUGAAGAGCUUGGAGGACAUUUUCCGCACGGUGCUGGUGCAGCAAAAUACGAUAGCUGGACAUAAGGAUUACAUCGGCAUUGAUCAGUGCCAUCUUGUAAUCAUCAACCUGUACCCGGCCAAUAUGGAAUCGAUGGUUUCGAACCGUGCGCUGAUCGACAUAUCGCCCAUACUGAUGUCGGAGAUACACUCGAACAAGGCGAACAGCAUAUCGAACAAGCUGACUAACCUUAUUCUGCCACACUUUGAUCUCGCUAGCACCACGGUUACCGGGAUACCGAUGAAGGAAGAGCAAAAUGCCAGCUCUAGCGCUAACUACGAUGUGGAGAUUUUUCACGGACGUACCGCACACUCGGUGUUUCUCGGCACGGAGCUGGUGCUGCCACACAGUUUGAAGGAAGGUUCGGACUACGAAACGGUCACACUGAAGUGGUGCACACCGCGUAGCUGCGGUUCCUCGGAAAUGCAACCCUGUUUAGCGCAGUGCCGUGUCACACCGGUCGAUGUAACGUCGCGGCCAAGCUCGUGCCUAAUCAAUUUCCUGCUCAGCGGCCGUUCGGUGUUGCUCGAGAUGCCGAAGAAAUCGGGUGGAAAAAUCACCAGCCAUCUAUUAUCGGCCCAUGGGGGAGAGAUUUUUAUACACUCGCUCAACACCGCCCGUAGCUGUUUGGAGGAUCCACCUUCUAUAACGGAGGGUGGUGGGGGCCGGGUGACGGACUAUCGAAUAAAGGAUUUUGGUGUGCUGAUGCAGCAACACCGGCUGGUCCCACUGAAACCAAUGCCAGAGCGGCAACCGGAUGAAAAUAUGUUAAAAAUGCGAACAAAGCUGGCACGAAACUCACGCUACUGGCCACUGACACUCGGCCGUACGGUGCUGUACAAUAUACGGCACUUUGUGGAACCAAUACUGCUGCUAACCCAAAAACCGGAACUCACUGAAGAGGAGAAAAUGAUGUGCCUCAAAUCGAUCUACAACCUGUCGAAGCUGGAAGAACGGCAGGAAACGAUUGCCAUGCCCAACAUGGGUCACCGGUUGAAGGGCAACAAAAAGGAAGAACAGUACCGGUUGCUUUGGUCGGAGCUGGAAACGGUGGUCAACUAUAAUGGAACGUCCCCUAGUCAUAAGGCCAUCGUAAGCUGUAUACGCGAAUGCCGACGAAUGUAUCCGAACGCGGACGGUAACGAUCCGCAUGAUAAAGCACACGGUACGGAAGGGAAUGUGACUGAUGCGCACCGUGCCAGUGUGAUUCGUGCAACAACCGAUUCACCCAUGUCUCCGCCACAUUCGAUGAGUUGCAGCAGUGCUGGUGGCGGUAGCAGUGGCAGCGGUGGUGCCGUGGUACCAGCGGAAUCCUCCUCCUCCUCGGCAGCUGUUACGCUUGGCUCGGGCAAUGCAUCGGCUAGCGGCGUAGUUGGGCUGCUUGGAGCACGGGCGGCAAGUAGCAGCGGCAGCAGCAAGAAGAGCCACGGCGGUUCUGGUAGUCGAUCGUUGUUCGACGUGUUGGCUACUACGGAGCGAACCAUCAGCCAGAAACGAAUCGAUUUCAGUGGACGGCUUUGUACGCCAUCGGGACAGGUCGCAAAGCUGUAUUCGCAUCUUGGAGCGAAAGAUGCAGAUAGUUCACAGGGCAGACCGGCGGAUGUAAAAUAA